AUGGCAGUGGAAAGCUCCCCCGGCAGGAAUGUGACCAGAAGCUUCUGUGGUGCUGUGCUGGAGGUGUCAGGUUCUGUGGAGAUGGAGGGUUUGCGGUUCAGCGACCCAAUGAGACGACAUGGACUUACUUUCUUUCUCUCCCUCUUGCAGUGCAUAGAGGCCAAAAAGUACUGCUGGUAUUUUGAAGGCGGAUACCCCAUCUACUUUAUAUGCCGCUCGUACGAGGACUGCUGCGGGACCCGCUGCUGUGUCCGAGCCCUCUCCAUCCAGCGGCUAUGGUACUUCUGGUUGAUGCUGAUGAUGGGGGUGCUAUUCUGCUGCGGAGCGGGCAUCUUCUUCCGCAGGUGCAUUCACCCCUCGCCCCUCAGCGACGAGCAUGCCUUCAACGUCUCCUUUACCAGGCAGCCUGUAUCCACGCCAGUAUCCCAGCAGCCUGGCAUGGUAGGCUAUGGCGACCCCGGCGGCGUCAUGACUUCCCCCCUCAGCCCCGUCUACCCCAUCCAGCCCGGCCCCGCCCAUAUGAUGAACGACUACCCUCCACCGCCCUCGUACUGCAACCACCCACCCCCGCCUUACGAACAGAUUUUCCGGACACCAGAGAAGAAGUAA
Molecule: messenger RNA, 609 nt
Organism: Salvelinus namaycush (lake trout)
Lineage: Eukaryota; Metazoa; Chordata; Actinopteri; Salmoniformes; Salmonidae
Product: vesicular, overexpressed in cancer, prosurvival protein 1-like
Exons: 5
Coding region: 1-609 (202 amino acids)
Cellular component (GO): cytoplasmic vesicle membrane
Source: RefSeq, a predicted model, not a curated record